GAACUGGUAGAAGCCUCCAUCCCUUAUCCUACUGCUGAAGCAAGUCAUUGUGUUGUAUACAUGUACAAUGUACAUGUUUCUGUAGUGAACAAGUUUUGUUUUAUGCUAACAUUUCACCUUCUUCUUCCAAAUAAUAUGCGUAGCUUACACUGGAGAAUCGUCAGAUAUGAACUCUAACCUUUCGUCAAAACUUUUACCAACCAUAGAACAUGUAAAGAAAAAAAUCUUUAGUUCAUCACAGAAACUUGAUUAAAUGUGUGUCCGUGUGAAAAUGUACCCUCAAUACUGAAGUCUUUCAUGUAUAACUGAAACCUUUGGAUGCAAGGCUUUAUAUUCAUGAUGUGAAAUGAAUAGGAAUGAUAAGUUCAUCAAACAUCACAGUCAGUGGUGAAAACAAAGCUCCCACUGUUUAAAACAAACACUGGAGAUAGUUAGAAUGAUUUGUGUGCAAAGAUGUGAGAUUGAUUAUGAAACUGAAGUGUAUUUCUUGGGAGUGUAUAGAUGAAACUCUGAGCUAGUUAACUUUCCUAAGUUGUUUAUGUUUAGUGCCAGUAAAUAUUGAUCAUAAUCAGUGCAAUAUAAUGCUCACAUAUUACAGUGUAUUGUUUUUGUUUCUAUUCUGUUUUAAAAUAACUUUUUGCUUGCUUCUUUGCCAGUGAUUCGCUGAAAUUUUCUCUGACGGAUGUUGGUGCCGACUUUGGGAUAAGAGAAAAAAUGAUCAAAUAUUUAUGACUUCAAUAUGGAAAAGGAAAAAAGUUGCAUUGCACAAUUACAAAAAGAGACAAAAAGCCAGCAAAGGGACCAAUAAAUCAAAUUGUUUUGAAGUUCACAUUUAUUUUUUAAUGUAAUAACUGAGCCAUGUAUUUAAAUGUUGAUUCUUCAUUUGAAAAAGACAGAAACAUGAAAAGAAAAAUACAGAAAGAAAAUAUGGAAGACAAGCAGAGCGAGGAACGAUAUUUGAAUUGUUUUGAAGUCUUCCUUUACUUUAUAUCCAACCUUGAAAAGCACACAUUUAAACACAAAUGAACAAGGGAAUUAAUUGAACAUGAAGAGGGAAUAUGAAAAAAAGACAUGAGAUUCAUGUGUAUUGUGGCAGACUUGUACUUCCACAAUAUAAUUGAGUCUCUUGAAAAAGAUCCAUGUAGAAUGGUGAAAAAAGAAAUCCAGACCCAGGAGAACUCUGUUGGCUUAGACGUCACACACAUCAAACAUGUACAGGAGUCGGGCAAGUUGGUAAGGGCUGAUUUAGAGUUGGAACAGAGAGGCAUUGAUCGCAAACUCUCAGAAUCCACAAACGGAUGAAGAUAUCCAUAUAUGGAUUGAUGGGAAAGUGCCAAAUAUAGCUAUGUUACCAUUGAUGUGCCAGUACAGACAAAGAGCUGAGCACCAAGUGAGAACCAUAUAAAAGUUGUGAUAAAGUUAGAGGUCGAGCUCCAGCAUGAAGGUCAUUCAGGUGGAGCUGGUAAAGUAGAGAAUGUCCAAGCAGUCAUUUGACGACUCUUCCAAUCUUGUAGACAUCCCAGCCCUGACUGAUGGUGAUGAGAAAAAGUGCGAUGCAAGUGGGAACACCAGCGACCUCCAGCCUGACCUUCUCUCAUUUGAUGAUCCAGAGCCGUCUGAUUUGAAAGAACAUCUAGAUAAACCAAAGUCCAAGAAAAGCAAGGCAAAACGGCUAUUCAAAAGAGCAAAAUCCCCAAUCAGUGGUGCUUUCAAUAAGACUAAGAAAGAGUUUGAAAAGUUGAGCAAUUUACCAAAGCAUCAUUAUUCAUCAUCACCUAAGUCACCCACUAAAUCUCCCUCAAAAGAAAAUCUUACUGAGGAAUACUCCAAGCUUGAGAAAAAGUUAAGUGAGAAAACAUCUGAAGAAUGGCUUCAGUUUCAACAGAUGCAAGACAGAAUACAGCAGUCACUGCAUAAGACAAAAUCCACUUUAAGCAAGUUAUCAUCAGAGAGUGAAGAUAAUGAGGGAAUACAGUCUAAGCCACUGACCACAAGGUGGACUGGUUUUGAGGAUGAUUCUGGAUUAGAACCAGAAGUAAUUGAUACAUCUUUGAAUCCUAGAAUCAGUAUUACUGGUGCCAAUGACUCAGAAUUAAAAGACUCCUCUGAUCUUGUGGACACUGGAACAGAUGAAAACAUUCUCAUCGAUACAACAGAUGAAAGUUCCUUGAUAGACACUGGCUUUAUUGAUACUAAUCCUUUAACACCCACCAAAGCAUUCCCUAUUCAUUCACCAAAUAUGGAUGAUAACCUAAUGGACGAUUCUGUUAUGUCUGAGCAUGAAAAUCUGAAAGAAUCACUGACAAAACCACCUCUUAAAUUACCAACUGGAGAAAUCUUUACGAAAAAGAUAAGUAGUGAUGAUAUGUUAGGUUUAAUGGAUAACAGUGAGCAAAAUUCAAUGACAGACCAGGAAGUUCAUGGUGAUGUUGCUCAACCAAUCGAUGAUUUGGAUAGUUUUUUUGGUGGAGAAACUUCAGAAAAACACAAUAGUGUUGGACAUGAGGAAAACAGUGAUUCUAUUUUGACUGGUUAUACAUUUACAUCAUCAGGUGAAAAGGUGGCUGUAGAUAAUGACAUUUUAAUGUUUGAAAAACCUCUAAGUGAAAUUGUGAAGACUUCUAAGCCUAAUGUUAAGCCCUCUGAUCAAGUCCCAAUCAUAAGACCUCCAAGUAGAGGGGAGCCACGAAUUCCUGAUGUUCGCGCUCCAAAAAGAGAUGAGGGGGAGUUGUUCAGCUUGGAUGAUGACACAGAUUUAACCCCAGUGCAACCAAUGCAGGAUAGUCAACAAGGUCAACAAUUCGAUCAGAGAGAGGGUCACAAAUCUGAGCCUGUCCUGCCAAUGUUUGUUGAACCUUUACAACCUGUAAAACCCACUCCUAAACCAACUGAAAAAGACCAAGCUGUUCCCCAGGUAGAUGAGUUUGCAGUUUUUGACAGACAAUCACAAUGCCAGUCUGCAACUCCUACAUCUUUUUUAGAUGAGUUUGCAAGUUUUGAUCCAAUAAAAUCUGAUACCUAUACAUCCUCUAAUAUUAUGCAAUCAAGUACUUCACCAGUCAAUGUCAAUGUAACUGGAAGUACCUCUAAUGCUCCGAUGUUUGGGUCAUCACCACAGACUGGGGGCUCAGCCUAUGGUUCAAUGCCAUCUUCCAGUUUAGACAUUUUCUCAAAGAUCAAAAUGAUGUCUUCAGGUAGCCAGCCUGUUUCUCCAGCAAGAAGAAAGGUUCCUGAAAAGCCUAAGGAUCAUUUUGGAUUUGUUAAGAAAGCGCUGAAACCAGGAGAAAAGGAAGAUAAUGAGGAGGAGGAUGGAUAUAAACCACUUGCUACGCUGUCUAAAAAAAAGGAGAGUGAAGAACUGAAAUCUGACAUUGAUGAAGCAGACGAUGGUAAUGCUGUUAACAAUCCUUUUCUAUCAGGUAGUUUCAAUCAGACCGAAGUUCAGAAUAUUAGUACUAUAAAUGCUGCAGAAUUGUUUGGACUUGAACCAGGCACAGCUCAUAUUGAUAGUGGCAUAGAUGAUUUCUUUGCAUCUUCAAGUGACUCUAGGACACAGAAUGAUGCAGAACUUGCAAAAGACCAAGCUAAAGGUUGGGUAGAUCCGACUGCAGCUGAUAUAGUGGACUUUGGAGCUGAUUUAGAUACAGACACGGCUUGGGAUGAUUCCCACAUUCCAGUAGAAAAGAAACCAACUGUCUGUGUAUGGGGUGGUGAGCAGGAAGCAGUUCUAGUUGACAGGGGUGAAGAUUCUAAUCCAUUCCAGGAUGAUUUCUCAAAGUUUGAUGAAGUUCCAGCAUUACAAGGUACCGGAGAGGCUGCCAAUCCUUUUAUGAUAACUGAUAAUGUAGAGGUUAAUGUUUCAACAGCAAAUCCUUUUUUCGACUUUGGUGAUGAUAAGACUGAUGAUACUGAUGGAAGACCAGACCUGGUUGGAGGCAAAGCUCACCCUGCCACAUUGUCUGAUAGUGAAAGUUUUUUUCUGGAUUCAGUAGCAGACACAAAACAAGGAGUUGAGGCAAUUGAUGAUGUAUUUGAUCCAUUUAAUGUCACUUCAAAGUCAUCAUCUUCUGAUCAAAACCAAGACAGCUCUAAUGCAGAAAAUUCUGAAUCUCUUGACCAUUUCUCUAGUGUUGCAGCCUCCGGUGAUAAGCAGCUGGCAAAACCAUCGGAUGAUGAUGAUCAUAGUUUCAUGCUGGAUAUUAAACCUGUCACGUCAGAGAAAUUAAAAACAGAUUCGUUACCUAUUGCUCCUGCUAUAGCUCCUCCUCCAAAGGCUCCGAAAUCCCCACAACCGCCAAGAAUAAAUCCAUUUGACAGAGAAUCCCCAGCAGAAGAAGACUUUGCUCAGUUUGAUGUGAAGGACAAACAAAAGGAAAAAGAUGGAGAGAAGCCUAAGGAGCAGAAUGAAGAAAGGUUACCCACAAGUAUGUCUAUGGAGAGUGAAACAACUACAGAAGAAGAAGAUGAGAAUCUUGAACCACUGGAGCCCUUCCUUCCUGAAUGUGAUAGAGAUAGCUUCAAGCUAAUGCUAAGAUACCCGACUAAAAAGAAAAUCGCAGGAAAUAGAUAUUGGAAAAAUGUGUGUGUGAAGAUUGAGAAACAGAAAGAUGGCAUUCAGAUACGAGUUUUAAAUGAUGCUAGGGAUGCUCUUCCAAUCCAAGAACUUUUAUUGCAGCCUUGUUACUCACUCUCUGAUAUCUCCCUUCAACAGUAUGAUCAGUAUGGUAAAAUUCACACAUGCAAACUACAAUAUGUGUUCUAUAAAGAAAGAGUUGGUAUAAAAACUGAAAGAAUUACACCUGCAAUUGUUAAAUUAAAGAAAAGAAGUGAAAAGCCAAAAGCUACAAUGAUUCUUGAUCAUUCCCCUCAAGUUUCUGAACUGCUCAAGUUUGGAAGUCUGGAUAAAAGUGAAAUUACAGAAUUUGUUCGUAAACUAGAGGAUGUUUUCAUGCAUCUUGAAGCUCAACGAGAAAAGACAUUGACAUAUACUAAAGAUGAAAUAACAGCUGAGGUUCAUGAUGAAUACUAUGCAGAACUAGAUAAGGAAGGCAAGGUGACCUUUCAAAAGGCAAGAAUGAGAGUGUUUGUACUGGCCUUUCUUACUGGCAUGCCUGUUGUAGAAAUAGGCUUAAAUGACAGACGUAGAAAAGGCAAGGAGGUGGUGGGUAGAUGUGAUAUCAUUCCAAUUAAAACUGAGGAGUGGAUAAGACUUGAAAAUGUGGAAUUCCAUUGUAGUGUUGACCGAGAUGAGUUUGAAAAGACAAAUAACAUCAAAUUUCGCCCAUUGGAUGCCUGUCAGUUCGAACUGAUGAGGUACCGAGUGCGUUUACGCGAGAAUAAAGAACUUCCAUUGCAAUUGACAAUUCAGCAAAUUAUAAAGAACAGAAAAUGUGAAGUUAGAUGUGACCUGCUAGUUACAGGCUACCAUUCCUACAGCAAGAAACAUGGUCAGUUCCCCUGUGAAGACAUUGAGGUCCGAUUUCCCAUUCCCGAGGUCUGGAUUUACAUGUUCCGCUAUGAGCGUCGCUUUGGAUAUGGCUCUGUACACUCAGCUGCACGAAAACCUGGAAAAAUUAAAGGUCUGGAGCGGUUGACAAUGAUGGCUCAAGGAAAUCUCAACCAGGCACUGAUGGAGGCUGACGUGGGCACAGCCAAGUAUGAGCAUGUGUAUCGAGCUAUUGUGUGGCGUAUUCCCAGACUACCCAUUAGAAACCAAGGUGCUUAUACCAGCCAUCUGUUCCGUUUGAAACUUGAGCUAGGCCCGCAUGAUGAAUUCCCAGAGUCUUUUGAGACACACACUAGCGUGUCAUUCACCAUGCCCUGCAGCACAGUAUCACAGUCUCAGAUUCGCAGCAUUGCUGUCACCAAUCAGAACCCGCCUGAGAAAUGGGUGCGCUCAUCAGCUAGCUACGAGUAUCGCAUAGAAAUUGAGCAUCUGGAUGAAUACCCUGAGUUGAUGGCAAUAGGAUCGGUAUACAAGGAAGCUGCUCGUCCAUCUUUAAAACCAGAGGAAGAAGAAAAGGAAGAGCGGGACCCUAGACUGGCACAGUCUGAUUCUGAUUCUAGUGAUAGUGAUUAAUAAUAUAUGCAGCUACCAGUCUGGAUAUUUGACUAGUGGUGCGAGAUUCUGACUCGAGCUACAUAAAUGAGAAGCAGUUAUCAGUCUGGAUAAUUGACUGAAACAGUCAGACUCUGAUAUAAAAUGGCAGUUAUAAAUAAAAGGUGCAAUAACCAGUCAUGAUCCUAGACUGGCAUUAUCAGGUUAAGUCCCAAAUGACAGUGAUUAAAAAACAAAUGCAGAAACCAGUCUAGAUGUUAGAUUAAGAGGAAAGGUCAAAAUCUGAUUCAAGAAUAUUUAUGAUUUAUCACUAGUGCAACAAAAAGUCUACUAUUAUAAGAAGCAGGGGUAGAGAGAAAAGGGACUUCAAGAUGGUUCAAGUCAGAGUCUGCAUCAACCAUGACUUAUAUCAGCUGCUAUAACUAAACAGAUUUCAACAAUAGCCGCAUCUUUUCAGUUUCUUUAGAUUUAGGAAGUCGGUAUAAAAACUGCUUCUCAUUUGAUAUUGCACUCAACUGACCACCAGUAAAACUGAUCUAGCAUGUUUGGUUAUUUCAAUAGACUGGCAUGAUAAAAAAUGUAGGACUAGUGUGUGUGUUGUUCCAUGCUAUUGCAUUUCAAAUAACAUAAUAGUGUUAUACUGGAUGUAUACUAGAUAGCCAACAUUUUAGCAGAUAUAUAUAUAUAUAAACAUUGUAGUCAUAUUUAUUACAACUGUUAUACAUGGUUCCUUUUGAAGAGUUACACUCUAUCUGUUUUCUGUUAGCACCAUGAUGUCAAAUAAAAGUACUUAAUAAUACGGUAGACAGAUAAUAUCUUUGGCAGAAUGAUUUCUUACUUAGAAGUUACCGUACAAGUAUUGGUACAGAAAUUAUUUGUUUACAUAGGUAAAAAUGAAUGCUAAUCAAUUUUCCUUUGAGAUUACCCUCUUUUACAUUUGAAUUACAUUAUUUCCUUGAAUAUAUAAUUAUUACUAUAAGAUUAGAGUUCAUUAAGUAAUUUCUUUGUGUAGAAGUAACCUAAGGGAGCGCAGCACAGCGAAGUGACCAUGGUUUCUGAUUCUCAAAGAAAUUACUGAAUAAAUUCUAAAUGACUUAGUGUUAGCCCCUCCCAGAUUGCAUCAGCUUUAAAAUUAAGCUGUACACCUGUCAAAACGACAAGUCAAUCACUGCAAGAUAUUGUUAUGUCAUUUUAAUCAGCAUGGACACUGAAAUUGCGCCUUUGCAUGUGCAAACAGUAGGCAUGUGCAAACAGUAGGCAUGGCUAUGUGCGCAUGUGCACCUAUAGCAAUUUUCUUAAUCAUGAAAAGACAUCUUCAGCAAUAAGUAACAAUUCUUCACAUAAAAGGAAAUUAAUGUUACACAUUUUAAAAAUCUUGUGCCCAUGAUUGGCUGACAAUGUAGGGCAAACACUUAAUCAGUUUUUAUCACACUUAAAUUUUGAAUUUAGAUCAGUUGCCAUUACCAUUAUGUUUAUUAACAGAUCAUUAAAUUUUAUUUUUAAAAAGUUUACUUUCUGUUGUUGAGAUAUUUGUUAAAAUAUUCAUCAGUCAUAUCAAGAAUUUGAAUUUCCUUUCUGCUUUUGGAAUUUCCUAUAAAAUAAUGGCGACCAUAUUGAUUACUUAUAGAAAAUGUAUUUCCCUUUAUAUUACUGAUGGAGACUUUUAUUAACUAUGACAAUGUGACCGAUUGUUUACACUAAUAACAGGGUAUAAAAGUGUUCUCGAAUUGUUCGCAAAUGAAGCAAUUUUGAUAGAGCAGGCAUUGACGUGUCUCAAUGAACUUGUCCAGGAUAACUCUGAAUUCCACCAUAUUGAUUGACGAUCACUUUGGAGAAUCAAUUCUGCCUUUCUGAGGUCUGGCUUGCAGUUCCCACAUUGAUUGUUCAGGAAAUACUGAGACCUCUUGAGUUAAUUGUUUAUAUUAUUUCCCCAAGGUCCCAUCUUAAUGUCACAGUAGUCGGUCUUGUAAAUGCAGAUUUAUGUCUUAUAACACUGCUUUCUAUCAGUGCCUGAACAGUUUCUUACACAAAAUAGAAGUAGUGGAAUAUUUGUAGUACAGGGAUGUGAUUGUUCACAUAUUUCCAUGGAUCAAAUGGCUCCAGGGACCAAAAAAUUAAAUGAACUUCUUGCUUUUGAUUGUUGCUGUAUUUGUUGUCAGAAAUAACGCUCCAAUUUGCUUCAAAGUCUGGAGAGCCCUCAAAAUGACUUCGAAAAACAGGUAUGCUCUGCUUCACCCCCUUUGACACCCAUUUGGGGCCUAAAGCACCGCCCAAACCCAUCAUCAAGAGUUUAAGCCAUUCAGUUGCCAGGUCAAUCACAUCCCUGCAAUGCUUUAGGAAUGAUUUGAGAAUAUUGCCAAUGCUGUUUAACCUUAUAAUACGUGUUUAGAUCUAAAAUCACAUGAUAAGUGUUUAGAUCUUAUAUAACAUUAUAAGUGUUUAAACCUUAAUUAACAUGAUAAGUGUUUAGAUCUUAAAUCGCAUAAUAAGUGUUUAGAUUUGAAAUCACAUAAUAAGUGUUUAGAUUUGAAAUCUUAUAUUGAGUGUUUAGAUCUGAAAUCGCAUAUAAAGUGUUUAGAUCUAAAAUAACAUAAGUGUUUUGAUCUGAAAUCACAUAAAAAGUGUUUAGAUUGGAAAUAUUAUGAUAAGUGUUUAGAUCUGAAAUUACAUAAUAAGGGUAUAGAUUUGAAAUCUUAUAAUUAGUGUUUUUGAAAUAUUUCUAACAGAAAUGUAAAACAAAUACAGUCCUGUUUAUAAACUAUGUUGUUAAGUUUGUCAGCGAAAUGUAGUACUUCUUGCAAAUAAUGAAUAACGGUAGAUACAUAUAUUGCCAUAGAUCUGUUAUGUGUAUUUUGAUCUUUUUGAUUAUCACAUUUUACUUGUUUACCUCAUUUUUCCCGUAUUUAUUUGUGCCAUAUUUAGUUUGAUUGUAUAUUAUACAGAGAGUAGCACUGUAUGUACAUGUAUUUGCUUGUUUACUUUUUAUGUAGAAAAAAGAACUGAGUCAUUUGAUUGUAUUAGGAAUCGGGGCCAUCUCAUUAUCGAGCAGGAUAAAAUAUCUCGGGAUAAAAAAAUCAAUUGAAUACAAUGGAAGUAUUAGAAUUGGAAUCAAAAUUUGAACGACUUAUUUCGAUACAAAUAUUGUUUCAUUUUUAAGGCAUAAAUGUUUUUCGAAAAAUAUUGCAUAAUAUCUUAUAAUAUAAAAUUCAGAAAAACGACCGUACCGUUGUAAUCGUUAAUCAGGGGGUCUCUUUAAUAGUAUCAUUUCAUCUAGGUAGGAAUGAAAUUUAUAAAACACCUAUCAGGUUUAAGUGUAUUUUCAUCGUCAUUUCUAGGAUGCUUAUUUAGCUAUCAAAUUUUAUGCAGGGUAUUAAUUGCUUAUUUUUCGUACUCAAGUUUGAAGGAAUCCGUUGUUCACACAUAAAACGUAAUUUAUUAUGGUGAUACCUUAAUUUAAAUUUAAUUUAAUUUAAAGUCAUGUUGAGACCAAGUUUUUGAAAAUAAUUUAUUACACAAAUAUUAUUAUUAUUUUAUUUUCCAUUUGUUCUAUAUUAUAUGUAUAUCCUAGUCUUUUAUAUUAUAAGUCUUUGAGAUAUUUAUUUGAUAUGUUGAUGUUAAAAAUUGAAAGCUUACUGAUAGUAUUACAGAACUCUAUAAAUGGUAUAAUGAUUUACAGUCAUUUAUAAUCACAUUAAAGUGUAAAAGUCAGCUAUAUACAACUAAUAUACUUGUACUCAUUAACUAUUCAUAAGUUUCCUUAUUGUUGUUAUUUUAGAAUGGCUGGUUUGAAUGGAUUAUGAACCUUGCAAUGCUGGCAAGGAAAAUGAAGAAUGUUUUUGUGAAGACACAUGUGGUACAUUUAACUUGUGUUUUUUAUAACAUAAAAAGCUAGUAUUGUCAUAGCCUUGGUCUUGUUGCUACGGCAGCUGUAGGAUUGUUGAAAAUCUCUAUCCUUAGCCUUAAAUCCUAAAUCGUUCAAGAUUACCAUAGUCAUGUUUCCAGUGGCAAAUACGCACAUGUAUAGCAUGGCCCAUAACUUUGGCUUUUUUAUUUUCGGAGUUCUGAUCCUGGCUCUACUGGGGAAAUAACAACAGACGAGCAUUGGGGUUUGCUUUAUGGCACUCUUGUUUGUCUAAUUGUAGGUCAAAUAUAUGAUAUAUUGAAGUACCGGUAGUUGAAACUUAGUAAUGCUCAUAUUCUAUGCUCAUUGCUUUCUGUAUUGUGAACACAAUGUUUUGUAUUCCCACCAUUAGUUUUGUUGUCUUUUAAUGGGAAACAAUGGCAAUUGAACAUUUUUCAAAGUUAAUCGCCAAAAUAGUGACGGCACAUAGCGGUUUCAUGUUUCAUUGAUGGAAGUGUUUUAUUUGAUUUACACAGAUAUUUCUUUACUGCAUCUAAAAUGAUACAUCUUAUUAUUUACAUUUCUUACAGUCUUUGAAUUGAUAUUUCUUUUUUAAUGUAUAUCACUAUAUGUGUAUAGAUAUACCAUAUUUCAUUUAUAAUCAAACAUGUAUGCGAAUCAAACGUUAGCAGCUUACAACAGGUAUACAGCAUUAAGUGAAGACUUUUUUUGAAGGAAGAUUAACUUAUCAUUGAUUGAAUUACAUUUUUCUAGAUAAUUAUGUUUUCUCAAUUCAUAAAUCAUAAUGUACUGAUUUAUUAAAGUAUGUUGUGUAUAUGUAAUGUUAUAUUUCGAAGUAUUGUGAAAUUAAUGUUUUCCUAUUAAAAAAUUAUUAAGAUCUUCUGCGAAAUAUUGAUCAUCAAUUGAUUACCUUGUGUUAAAAUCAACUUAAAUAAACUUUAAAGUAGUUAAGUGAGGCAGAUAUUUAUCAUAUGCUACUUUUAAAGUAAAACUAUAUAAAAUUAUACUCGAAAUAUCACUAUUAUAAAAAUUUAUGCAACAUAGAAAUAUCAUGCUUAUUAUGUCUUCUUCAUUGUUCGAUGAUUAUUUGAUUUUAUUGAAGUAAAAAAAAAGAUUGUUUUGACUGCAAAAUUAAAAAAACAAAAGUUGCUUUAGAAGAACCACAGUAUUUGUAAUAAGAAACAAUGAUAGUAUUUGAGAAUAAUUUGAUAAACCCUAUCAAUGGAAAUUGUUAAUUGACAUUAAAUAUAUGAGUUCUACAAUGACAAUUUAUCGCUAAACGUGAAGUAGGUAGUGGAAGGUUAAUCACACAGUAAAUAUUAAUUGUUUCAUUGUUUGUACAUGCAUAAUUGUUGAGUCUGUGAAGUAGGUAACAUACUGAAUUUGUUAAUGGUUUUUGUUUUGUAUUAUGUUAUUUUGUAUUGGCGUAUACAUUACUUUGAUAUUGUUUUUAUUAGACAAGUUCUAUAAAAAGUUGAGUAAA
Mya arenaria is the source of this 11403-nucleotide messenger RNA. RefSeq names its product protein stoned-B-like. The transcript has 5 exons. Gene Ontology annotation, biological process: regulation of endocytosis; synaptic vesicle endocytosis; clathrin-dependent endocytosis. NCBI's taxonomy places the organism in Eukaryota, Metazoa, Mollusca, Bivalvia, Myida, Myidae. Gene Ontology annotation, cellular component: synaptic vesicle; AP-2 adaptor complex. Gene Ontology annotation, molecular function: clathrin-cargo adaptor activity. The coding region runs from base 1475 to 6079 and encodes 1534 amino acids. The record is from RefSeq and is a predicted model, not a curated record.